Cololabis saira (Pacific saury) is the source of this 2110-nucleotide messenger RNA. It is a transcript of the gene st6gal2a, whose product is annotated as ST6 beta-galactosamide alpha-2,6-sialyltranferase 2a. The coding region runs from base 333 to 1916 and encodes 527 amino acids. The record is from RefSeq and is a predicted model, not a curated record. The transcript has 7 exons. NCBI's taxonomy places the organism in Eukaryota, Metazoa, Chordata, Actinopteri, Beloniformes, Belonidae. Gene Ontology annotation, molecular function: sialyltransferase activity.
CAGACCGCAGCUCUCACCAGCAGCGGUGCAUGUGCAGCAGCAGCCGGGGGCCGGAGCCGGAGCCGGGGCAGGGAGACCCAGGAGCCGGGCUGAGACCCAGGAGCCAGGCUGAGCCUUAGGGGCCGUGGAGAGCCACCCAGGGGCCGCAGGAACCGGGCGGACCGCAGCGGAAUGAGGCCAGCAUCCACCCCGGACCCGCGCACGCUUUAGGGUCGUGUUUAUGAGCUGGCAGACAUAUGGGCAGGAAGAAGUAAAAGCAUCGGUUCAGGCCUCCAGCUGACCUCUGGGCCACGUCGGCGGGGCGGCGGUGGCGUUUGCGUGAGCGAGGGGGGAUGAAGUCCAGCAUGAGGCAGUGGUGGCGGCUGGUGCUGGCCGCCAUGCUGGCCUGGGUGCUCCUCUUCCUCGCCCUCCUCUCGUACUUCCUGGACGCCCGCGUGGACGAGCCGCUCACCUCGGCCGGCUCGCUGCUCUCGCAGCAUCCCGACACCCGCCGGCUGGCGUCCAUCCAGGCGUCGCACCAGCGGCACGCCGCGCUGGGCUCCCGCUUCCAGCAGGCCUUCCCGCUGACGGCGGCGUACCGCCCGGAGCCGUCCGCCAGCGCCGCCGCCUCGGAGGCCGCUAGCGUGGAGGCGAGCCACGGCCCCGACGGCGCCUACGUGGCCUACGGCAGCCAGGAGGCCGUAGGCCGCCGUGACUACCUGGACCCGCAGAGCCUCGCCGCCUGGUCCUCCUUCGGCACCGAGAACGUGGGCUCCCACUCGGACCCCGGAGUGCGGAGCCGCGAGAGAACUUUCCAGGGGUCGGAGUAUCAAAACCAGGCCGGCGACGAGGACGACGACGCGCGGGAGAACGAGGAUGAGGAGCCGGAUAAUGUGAGGACUAUGGCGGAAGGGCGGAGGGCCGGGGGCGACUCCAGCGACCCGGAGGACCGGUACUUCUCCCGGUCGGGCCUGCGGCUGUGGCGCGGCCGGGUCUCGGCCGGCAUGCUAAGCCCGCGGCUGCAGCGCGCCAUGAAGGACUACAUGAACGCCAACAAGCACCACGUGUCGUACAGCGGGCGCCGCAGCGCCAGCCAGAGCGCCCGGGAGCUGCUGUGCCAGAUGAAGGCCCAGGCCCGGCUCAGGACGGUGGACGGGUCGGAGCAGCCCUUCUCCCGGCUCGGCUGGGACGGGGUCGUGCCGCCGGUGCCGCUGGAGCGCGUGCACGGACGGCGGGAACGGAGCAGCUUCCAGACCUGUGCCGUGGUCACGUCGGCCGGCGCCAUCCUGCGCUCGGGGCUGGGGAGAGAGAUCGACUCCCAUGAUGCAGUUCUGCGGUUCAACGCUGCACCGACUGACGGCUACGAGCGCGACGUGGGGAACAAAACCAGCAUACGCAUCAUCAACUCCCAGAUUCUGGCGAACCCCAGACACCGGUUCAACACCAGCUCCAUCUACAAGAACGUGACCCUGGUGGCCUGGGACCCGGCGCCGUACGCCGUGGACCUGCACAAGUGGUACACCAGCCCGGACUACAACCUGUUCGGCCCGUACGUGCAGCACCGGAAACUCCACCCCGACCAGCCCUUCUACAUCCUCCACCCCGGCUACGUGUGGCGUCUGUGGGACGUGAUCCAGGCCAACACCCAGGAGAACAUCCAGCCCAACCCGCCCUCGUCCGGGUUCAUAGGCAUCCUCCUGAUGAUGGCGCUGUGCGAGCAGGUGCACGUGUACGAGUACAUCCCGUCCAAGCGGCAGACGGACCUGUGCCACUACCACGAGCACUACUACGACGCGGCGUGCACGCUGGGCGCCUACCACCCGCUGCUCUACGAGAAGAGCCUGAUCCAGCGCAUCAACGCCGGCCCCGAGGCCGAGCUCUGGGAGAAGGGCAGGGUCACCCUGCCGGGCUUCAGCACCGUCGACUGUGCCGUCUGAGACACCAGAUCCAGCCUCGCCCACACACACACACACUCACACACACUCCGAGGGAGAGGUGCAAUAAAGCCGCUGCAGACCAGGAGGCUGGAGCUGGACCCACGCAGAGCAUAAGCCAUAGCUCCCACCGCCCCCCCGGGGGGGAAUCAGCGGCCAGGUUUCAUCGUCUGAGAGCUGGGGAAAUAAAAAUAAAU